AGUGAUGAAAGUGCACCGCUACGCCCGUGAAGGCAUCACCGACUCUCUCGGUGUUGCCGUUCUAACCAUUUACCAACAGCUGACGAGCUCGUCCGACUCUCUCAAUUCGCUCAAGCGGCUGUUUGAAGCAUCGUGCGGUGUCGUUUCCAUCCACUUGGGUGUCAGGCAACCAGCGUCCGUUAGCUUCAUCAUUAGCAUAGCCUUGAAGCAUCUCAGGCGGGCGCUGUGUUUAACCACCGCGGAGCGCCUUUAAAGAAGCGGCGUUCCUCACCCUUUCCACCAUGCAUGCUUAAGACGCAAAGGAAUGAGGCCAUUAAAAGAGGGCAGCCUUGAAUGAGGCUAACAUUGCCUCCGAGGCGAUAACAUUGACAACAUGUUUACCUUGACACGUCAGCUGACCGCCAGACCACAGACGUGGUGCCUUCCUGGACCCUGGGAAACGUGGGAAAUGCGUCAAGCUAUUGUGUAAUGGAGCCAUGUGACGACACGGGGAACCUCAACCAAGAGGAGGACGUGCCCCUAAGCGAUGGAUCCAACGGCCAAUCAGACACCACGCCGGACAUGCUGAAAAUCAAAGAGCAGCUCUUUAACCAGUGCUUUGAGAUGGAAGUGCAACGCAAUAGAGGCACAAAUCAGAGGCCAUGCUCCCUGGCUGAAGCAGAGCGAGGCUUGGCAGACAAUGUCAGGGAGCUGGAAAGAAUCAAGGCAUUUCAUUUUAACCGAACACUGGCUUUGCACAGAAUGCAGAUGUGGCACGCCAUUGGAGAAAAGCUGAAACAAAAUGAUUCAGAGGCUGCUGAGCUGAAAGCCAUCAGUGACCGCUGCAUGGUGCUUUGCUCGCAUAUAAAAACACUUCAGCAGGAAUCAAGGGCUCUCCACGAUGAAAUCACAGUACUCCAGAAAAACAGGCUUGAGCUGAAGCGUCGCACGCAUGAUAAAAUGAAAGAGAUCGAUAACUUGAAGGUGAAGAAAGCGCACCCGGAUUCAGAGAAGUACGAAGCCGUCUUGCAGAAGGGCCGCACAAACCUGGAAGAAUUCAAAAAGAUGGUCAUCAUAGCACAGAAUGUAUUCAGGGGAAUUCUGUUAGCGUAUAAAGUAAACUGGAUGGAGGAUCCACAACUGCGAGACAUAGCCCUGACUCUGGAGGAAUUUCCUAUCCCCGACUAAAGUAAUCCACUUGUCCAUUGUGUAUACGUGUAUGUAUGUAUGUAUGUGUGUGUUUU
Messenger RNA from Phycodurus eques (leafy seadragon), 1223 nucleotides. RefSeq names its product centromere protein H (gene cenph). Gene Ontology annotation, molecular function: kinetochore binding. The coding region runs from base 469 to 1167 and encodes 232 amino acids. NCBI's taxonomy places the organism in Eukaryota, Metazoa, Chordata, Actinopteri, Syngnathiformes, Syngnathidae. Gene Ontology annotation, biological process: kinetochore assembly; mitotic spindle organization; chromosome segregation. Gene Ontology annotation, cellular component: nucleus; kinetochore. The transcript has 10 exons. The record is from RefSeq and is a predicted model, not a curated record.